Molecule: messenger RNA, 1380 nt
Organism: Anopheles aquasalis
Lineage: Eukaryota; Metazoa; Arthropoda; Insecta; Diptera; Culicidae
Product: lanC-like protein 3 homolog
Biological process (GO): peptide modification; carbohydrate metabolic process
Cellular component (GO): plasma membrane
Source: RefSeq, a predicted model, not a curated record
CUCGGCAAAUUUUCCAAAAAUAAAUCGGGAAACCGGAAAAUGUCUGAAGAAAGGUAUUUUCCGAAUCCGUACAGUGAUUAUGAUGAGCGAGUGCAUGGAAAUAGCGACGAGUUCGUGCCCACAGCGACGAUUCAUAAACUCAUUCGACACUUCGUCGAGCUGAUACUGAACAACCCAGACAAAAACCAGCGAGAGGAUCUUUAUGUUGGUGCGGCUGGCACGGCAUUCAUGUUCUGGAAGUUGGCGAAAUCGGCAGAGACAGCACACCUCUAUCCGUGCCUGGAUCACGCUGCAAAGUACAUCCUGCAAGCGAAGACACUCGCCGGGAAGAAGGGAAACUCCCCCAAGAACUCGAUAGCAUUUCUCUGUGGCAACGCCGGAAUAGCAGCGGUAUCUGCGGCCAUUUCCCAUGCACAAGGAAACCACCAAGACGCGAGGGCAAGCGUUGGGGAGUUUUUGAAAGGCUAUCCGGCAUGCGGCCAAGCCGAGGGUUACGAUGCCGAUGAAGUGUUGGUCGGUCGUGCCGGCUAUCUGCAUGGAGCCUACUGGCUGAAUCAAGUAAUUGACCCAAAACCAAUAGAAAACACCGUCAUCAAUGAUCUCUGUAAUGUAAUUGUGAAACGCGGACGGCUGUACGCCUCUAACCAACGUGCCAGAUCGCCCCUGAUGUACGCAUACCAUGGCAAAGAGUACCUCGGUGCUGCUCACGGUGUAAGCGCUAUUUUGCAUGCCCUGCUGGAAUCACACUGGUUCAUCGCUGCCACCGAGGGCGGAAAAUUCGAAAACUGUCCACCCUCUAUGCUGGCAGACAUCCGGAAUUCGAUCGAUUUCGUGCUUUCGUUGCAAACCAGUGAUGGGAACUUUCCUACCCGUCGGGAUUCCGACAGAUGCCUAGUCCAUUGGUGCCAUGGAUGUGCUGGAAUUAUCUAUCUGCUUGCUAAAGCAUACCUGAUCUUUAAAGACGAACGAUAUUUAGAAGGCUGUCGUAGCUGUGCAAACUCCAUCUGGCAAAGGGGGUUACUACGGAAGGGGCCGGGAAUUUGUCACGGUGUGGCCGGAAAUGGGUACGCCUUUUUGCUGAUGUACAGGCUGACUGGCGAAAAGCAAUACUUGUACCGUGCUGCAAAGUUUGCGGAAUUUCUAGCCAGCAACACCUGCUCCGCUCAAUUGUUCGCUCCCGAUCGGCCGUACAGCCUGUACGAAGGGUUGGCUGGUGCGGUGUGUUUCCUGGUAGAUGUGCUGGAACCAUCAGCGGCCGCCUUUCCUUUCAUGGACGUUUUCGAAAGGAAGGUAAACUUGAAUAUUGUAUCAUGAACUAAGUAAUAUACAAGUAGUUUUAUAAUAAACAUGAAAUAUAAGGGAAAGGAGUUAUUACUUAAA